Messenger RNA from Linum trigynum, 1403 nucleotides. The record is from the annotation of a GenBank genome assembly. Lineage: Eukaryota; Viridiplantae; Streptophyta; Magnoliopsida; Malpighiales; Linaceae.
CGAGUAGAAGGACUGAAUGUGAAUUAUACGACGAUGAGUAUCGUCCUCCUAUCCCAAAGGAAAUCAAAUUCGAGACAGUGGAUGAGGUGAAGCACCGAAGUGAACAUAGCUCGAGAAGCAACAGCAAUGGCGCUUCUCUGCUCGCCUUCUCUGUUCGUUUCCCACCAUGGGCGGCAGCCCCUUCUAUACAGUAACGAGAGCAGAAUCUUGCUAAACCAGAGGAAAUGCGAGUUAAAAGUGGACAAGAUUUCCAUGGUCUGUAGCUCUUGUGGCGCUUCUUCUUCUUCCUCCUCGCCGUCCUCUUCAAGACCCAGUUCGGGAAACGGGGUUUUGAGACGGGAUUUGAUGCUGUUUGGGCUCUGUUCUUCUCUGGCUUCUGUGGCGCCAAUUUCAGAGUGUCUGGCGGAAGAUGAUGUGAAAAUGGGUUCAAUGGUUGAUGAGAUUAAUGCCUACAGUUACUUAUAUCCAAUGGAAUCGCCGUCCAAGAAGUUCACCUUCAAAUGGGUGGAAUCAAGAAAGCCGGAGCGAUACUCAUCAGCUGCACCAUUAUCCCCUGAUGCACGGCUUAGGAUUGUUUCUGAGCGUGUUGAUAUCAUUGACAACCUCGUGAUUUCUGUUUCGAUAGGCCCUCCGAAUGUUGAGUUCAUAAAAUCCAAGGACAAGAGCAGCUGGAAUGCCAAAGAUGUGGCUGACUCGGUUUUGUCCGACAAGUCUGCACUGCGUGUCACAUCGAGUCAGCGACUGGCUGAGAGCUCUCUUCUUGAUGCACAUACAACUGAAAUUGAUGGACAGCCUUACUGGGUCUAUGAGUAUCUAGUCCGCAAGUCGCCUACCAAAAAUGUUCAGGAACCAAGUCUCUACAGGCACUAUGUUGCCUCAACGUUCGAAAGAGACGGUUAUUUGUACUCGCUGAGUGCUUCGACUCUCAACAAACAGUGGGACAAGAUGGGACCUUUCCUUGAGAGAGCUGUAUCAUCAUUUCGCCUUCUUCCUCCCACAGAUGAAUAUGUACCCCCAUUCAAAGACCCUUGGAGAUUUUGGUGAAGAGUUCUUUCAUUUCCCAUUUUCUUACCACGAUUAGUUGAAAGCUGAGUUUCCUUUGUUACCUCUGGUUGUCUGGCUCCAUAUGUAUGCAUGAGAAUAUAUAUUUGAAGCGCCACAAUUGCCCAAACUGAAUCGUACCGAAAUAAGGAUUCAUAUUUCAGUCCGGUACCCAGGUUAUUUUUGGAAUCCCACCCGAACCGAGCCAGAAACCAGAAAUCUGAAAGUUUAGAUCUUGGGCAGCUGCGAGACUUGAGGGAUUGGAGGUAAAGAAAACUCAAUGGUGAUUGCAAACUAAGGCUAGUGAUUAUAGACCAGCUCACACAUUUCCAUAAGCUAAAGAAUAAAUGGAGUAUAUGUAC